Molecule: messenger RNA, 2446 nt
Organism: Danio aesculapii
Lineage: Eukaryota; Metazoa; Chordata; Actinopteri; Cypriniformes; Danionidae
Gene: cux1b
Product: cut-like homeobox 1b
Exons: 23
Coding region: 29-2038 (669 amino acids)
Biological process (GO): intra-Golgi vesicle-mediated transport
Cellular component (GO): Golgi membrane
Source: RefSeq, a predicted model, not a curated record
GACGCGUCCUGAGAGAUGAGGAAGAAAGAUGGCGGCCAGCGCGAUGUCGAUGUGUCAGUUUUGGAAACGCUUUGACUUGCUGCAGUUGCAGAGAGAGCUAGACAGCACUGCCACACUACUGGCCAGCCGGCAGGAUGACAGCGAACAGUCCAGGAAAAAGCUCAUUGACCAGAGCCGUGAAUUUAAGAAGAACACGCCAGAGGAUCUGAGGAAGCUUGUGGCUCCGCUGCUGAAGAGUUUUCAGGCUGAGAUUGAUGCGUUGAGUAAGAGGAGUAAAGAGUCAGAGACGGCCUUCCUAAAUGUCUAUAAACGGCUGAUCGACGUGCCAGAUCCAGUGCCGGUCUUGGAGUUGUCACAGCAGCUGCAUCAGAAAGUUCAGCGGAUGAAUGACAUUGAUACAGAGAACCAGAAACUGCGUGAGACGCUCGAGGAAUAUAACAAAGAGUUUGCUGAGGUCAAGAACCAGGAGGUCACCAUUAAAACACUGAAAGAGAAGAUCAGGGAGUACGAGCAGAGCAUGAAGAACCAGGCCGAGAAUCUGGCUUUGGAGAAACAACAACAGAUUCAUAAAGACUACACAGAGAAAGAGAGGAGGUUACAGGAGUCGCAGGAGUCUUUGGUGUGUAAACUACAGGAAGCUGAACUCAAAGCCCAGACCCUGCAGACAGCACUUGAACGAACUCAGACGGAGCUUUUUGAUCUGAAGGCAAAAAAUGAUGAAGAGUCAACUGCAAAGGCUGAUGAGAUUGACAUGGUGAUGAUCGAUUUGGAGCGAGCCAAUCAGAGAGCAGAAGCUGCUGAGAGGGAAGCUGAAGCUCUUCAAGAACAGCUCAUGCUUGCUAGCAAAUCAACCCAGCUGCCAACACGCACUGACAAAACUCCAUAUGCGGACGAGUGUGUGGAUCUGGUGCCGCGCUCCAGUCUGGAGGCUGAGCUCAGUGCGAAGGACCGCGAGAUGCUUCAGCUGGUGGAGGAUGUUCAGAGACUGCAGGCCAGCCUCUCCGCUCUCAGAGAAAACACACACACACAGAUCAGCCAAUUACAGCAGCAGCUCACCAUGAAGACCACUGCGCUCACGCAACUGGAGGAAAAGCUGCAGACGCAGGCAGACUAUGAGGAGGUGAAGAAAGAGUUCAGUAUCCUGAAGUCGAUGGAGUUUGGUCCGCGUGAUGGCUCCGCAGUGCAGGAUUCUAGUAAACCACUAGAGGUGUUACUGCUGGAGAAGAACCGCAGCCUGCAGUCUGAGAAUGCAUCUCUGCGCAUUGCUAACACUGAGCUGAGUGGCCGCUAUGCGUCUCUUCAGAUGGAGUUUUCCACUGCUGUGCAGACCAGCUCAGAUCAGAAAGAGCUCAUCCUCAAACUGGAACAGGAUCUCAGCACCAUCCAGACAAUGUCACGACCUGAUGCUGAGGGUGCAGACACCAGUGCAGUGAUUGUCCCUGAACCUAUUAAAGAGGCCACAGCACUAUUCUCAGGUAUGAGCGGCUCCCCUCAGACGGAUCAGGGUCAGAUGGACUCUCUGCUCUCCAUCAUCUCCAGCCAGAGGGAGAGAUUUCGCUCUCGUAAUCAGGAGCUGGAGGCGGCGAACAGCUCUCUACAGCAGACCCUGCAGGCUCUUCAGAGUGAGCUGGACAGUCUGCGGGCCGACAACAUCAAGCUCUACGAGAAGAUCAAGUUUCUCCAGAGCUACCCUACCAGAGCUGGAGACAGCGAUGAUACAGUUAUGCGUUACUCGUCUCAGUAUGAGGAGAGACUCGACCCCUUCUCCUCCUUCAGCAAAAGGGAGCGUCAGAGGAGAUAUCAGAGCCUCAGCCCAUGGGACAAGGCCACGCUCAGUCUGGGACGUGUGAUCCUGUCUAAUAAGACGGCUAGAACGAUUGCGUUCUUCUAUACGCUGAUGCUGCACUGCCUCGUCUUCCUGGUGCUGUAUAAAGCCGCCUGGAGUGAGAGUAUCGGCCGUGACUGUGCUGCAUUUUGUGCCAAGAAGUACUCGGACCAUCUGCACCGUUUCCAUGAGGAGGGAGACUUGUGGCAGUAGCUGCUUCUGUCCACUAGAGGGCAGCAUUCACAUACAUCACGCUUUUACGACAGGUUUAUCAAAGAUAGUCAUUACGUUAUUAGUACAGGGACCAAGUUUUGUUUGGUCGUAUUCUGGGUUAAUUAUUAUUGAAACUAGGAGAAGGUUUAAAGAUGCAGUUUUGCAGGUGAUUUUUCUUUACUGUCUAUUUCAUUUGACUGACUCAAUACAGCUUUAACACUCCUGAGGGUGAUCUGUUGCUCCAGAUUCUAACAUUCAUCAGAAACACAUACCGCAGGUUAUGGUUGAUUUAAACAGUUAGACACCGAGCGUCUGACUCAAUAUCUGUAUUUCUUUAUUUUGUAUACAUAUAUUCAGCUGAUAUGGGUCUGAUGGAUUUAGUCUCUUUAAAUUAAAUGAAAACUUUCA